GUACGUGGUUUGUAAUACUAACAACAUCAUAACCUGUAAUAAUACAUUAAUGUCAAAAAUAAAUGUUGAUGAUUUGUGUAUUUUUUGUUAAGCGCUUGUAUCUUAUCUGGUUAAAGUUGUAUCAGUGGACUAUAUUUUAAUAAAAAUGAGUCAAUAUAUGAAAGAUGUGUUAGCGAAAUUUUAUCAAAAUCCGGCGGAAAAACGUGAAGAAACCAUCAAGAUAUUGUGUAAAAUUGCAGAUAACAUUUUAGGAAAUCCUACAGAUAAAACAAUCCGAAAGUUACAGAAAACUAAUCCGACAAUAAAUAAUAAAAUUUUAUGCAGGGAUGGAGGAAAGGAGUUAUUAACAAUCAUGGGUUUUCAAGAAAAAGAUGCCUAUUUUGAAAUGCCUAUCGAUAUUCCUAUAAAUCGUGUUCAAGAAUUUCGAAAAUUGGUCGUAACUUUGAAUCCAAAACAGAAACAGCGUGAAAUAACUCAUUCAAAUUCGUUGUUACAUAGAUUACAAAACUAUUCAGCUAACAUGAUUAAGUAUGAAAAUAAACAAGUGCAAAAACGAAUAUUGGAUUUAAUGCCUAUAUGGCAAUUAGAGGAAGAUGCGCAAAAAAAAUUGAGAGCCAUUCACUGGGAUUGUAAAAAAAAUCAUUUACCAGAACCUAAUAUAUCUUUACAAGAUACGUUAAUUCACGAAUUAUUGAGGUGGUUCAAAGAAGAUUUUUUCGAUUGGGUAAAUACUUUACCUUGCGAAUUUUGCCGAGGCGAAACUGUAAUGUCCCACGUCACUUCAAAUCCUCAUAUGUACGCUGACCGUGUAGAGAUGCAUAAAUGUACGAAAUGUCAAAAAUUUACGCCGUUUCCGCGAUACAACGACCUAAAUAUCCUUUUGGAAACGAGACGUGGCAGAUGUGGUGAAUGGGCGGACGUAUUUACAUUAUGUUGCCGCGCCAUGGGGUGGGAUACCAGAUUUGUCGUCGACGAAGAAGACCACGUAUGGACCGAAGUGUUUUCAAUAGCGCAAAAACGUUGGUUGCAUUGCGAUCCUUGCGAAAAUAUCCUCGAUACUCCUUUGGUGUACGAAAACGGUUGGAAUAAGAAACUCUCCUACGUCAUGGCUUACUCAGUAGACGAUAUCCAAGACGUCACUUGGAGAUAUACGACUAAAUACCAGGAAGUACUCGGUAGGAGGAAACAAUGUACGGAGGCGCAACUUUUGAACGAAAUUUUUAAAAUUAGAACCGAGAGGCAGAAAAAUUUGUCGAUAUACAGGAAGGCGUAUCUCGUCAAAAGGAACGCUAUGGAAUUGGCGGAAUUUUUAUCCGAAGGGACAUCGAAAGAAGGCGAUUCACGACAACGAAGUUCCGGUUCGGAAAGUUGGCGAUUGGCCAGAGGAGAAAUGCGAAAAUCGUCUGAAUACGUAUGGGAAAUAAAACCGUCGGAAAAUAAUGGCAACACUGUAUCGAUUAGUUAUUCGUGCGCUUUGAAUAAAUAUAAACGCGGUACCGAAAGUGGCACGUCAUUAGAAAUCGACGAUUGGAACCUGGGUGCUUACGAGGUCGAAAAUAUGUUUAGGAAAAUCGAGAACGAUUGGAAAAUGGUUUAUUUGGCUAGAAACGAUGGUGUUUUGGAUGGUAAGGUUAGGUGGGUGUUUCGAAUCGAUAGUUCGGGUAGGAAAUUGGACAAUGUACGUUUGGAAUUUGGACACGAAACGUUCGAAAACGGUCUAGUUACCAUUAGAAUUUCGUAUGGUGACAAUAUGGUAACACUUCCUAAAGGCGAAACGAAAAUGUCACUAGACAAUUUGAUGGACAUAAAAACAUUAACAGUAGAAGCUAUAGUAUCAGGAGGUAAAGGUGACACUUCCUGGCAACACGCCCAACUAUUCAGACAGUCCAUUGACAGUACUUCCUAUCCUUUCAAUUUAACUUUUACCUUUCUACCCUAAAGACAUAAUUAAUUUUAAUUCUUCCACACGAAGUAUAAGUUUUUAUCCUAAAAUAUAAGUAAAACUACAAAAUAUAUUUUUAAAAAUUAUUU
Messenger RNA from Diorhabda sublineata, 2031 nucleotides. RefSeq names its product peptide-N(4)-(N-acetyl-beta-glucosaminyl)asparagine amidase. Gene Ontology annotation, molecular function: peptide-N4-(N-acetyl-beta-glucosaminyl)asparagine amidase activity. The record is from RefSeq and is a predicted model, not a curated record. The transcript has 9 exons. Gene Ontology annotation, biological process: protein quality control for misfolded or incompletely synthesized proteins; protein deglycosylation; glycoprotein catabolic process. NCBI's taxonomy places the organism in Eukaryota, Metazoa, Arthropoda, Insecta, Coleoptera, Chrysomelidae. The coding region runs from base 146 to 1939 and encodes 597 amino acids. Gene Ontology annotation, cellular component: cytoplasm; cytosol; nucleus.